Messenger RNA from Marmota monax (woodchuck), 3783 nucleotides. RefSeq names its product cleavage and polyadenylation specificity factor subunit 2. The record is from RefSeq and is a predicted model, not a curated record. The transcript has a single exon. Gene Ontology annotation, cellular component: mRNA cleavage and polyadenylation specificity factor complex. Gene Ontology annotation, biological process: mRNA 3'-end processing by stem-loop binding and cleavage. Gene Ontology annotation, molecular function: RNA binding. Bases 256 to 2604 code for a protein of 782 amino acids. NCBI's taxonomy places the organism in Eukaryota, Metazoa, Chordata, Mammalia, Rodentia, Sciuridae.
CCUAGCCGCGGGGGCAAGAUGGCGGCCGCCACGGAGGGUCUCCUGCCGGCCGGUCGUCACGGCUACUGCUGACCCAGCAUCAGCUUUCCUCCUUCCAGAACCUGGCUUCGAGCAGGGGUUGGGAAGGGCAGUGGACGGCGUUGGGGGAGGCCCGCGAGAUUUAUAAGGAACUCUUCCUCUGAAUUCAUGGUGUUUCAUCAUAUAUACAACUGAAAAAUCAGGACCUUUUUAGGUUACUGUUACUCAAACCAAAAGAUGACAUCUAUUAUCAAAUUAACUACCCUCUCUGGGGUCCAAGAGGAGUCUGCUCUUUGCUAUCUUCUCCAGGUUGAUGAGUUUAGAUUUCUGUUGGACUGUGGCUGGGAUGAGCACUUUUCUAUGGAUAUUAUAGAUUCCCUGAGGAAGCAUGUUCACCAGAUCGAUGCAGUGCUGCUAUCUCACCCGGAUCCUCUCCAUCUGGGUGCCCUCCCGUAUGCUGUGGGAAAGUUGGGGCUCAAUUGUGCCAUUUAUGCAACCAUUCCUGUUUAUAAAAUGGGACAGAUGUUCAUGUAUGAUCUUUACCAGUCUCGACACAAUACAGAAGAUUUCACACUCUUUACGUUAGAUGAUGUGGAUGCGGCCUUUGAUAAAAUACAGCAGCUGAAAUUCUCUCAGAUUGUGAAUUUGAAAGGUAAAGGACAUGGCUUAUCUAUCACACCUUUGCCAGCUGGUCACAUGAUAGGUGGAACAAUAUGGAAAAUAGUCAAAGAUGGAGAAGAAGAAAUUGUUUAUGCAGUUGACUUCAACCACAAGAGGGAGAUCCACUUAAAUGGAUAUUCCCUGGAAAUGCUAAGCAGACCCUCUCUACUUAUCACAGAUUCAUUUAAUGCUACAUAUGUGCAGCCUAGAAGAAAACAGAGAGAUGAACAACUUCUGACAAAUGUCCUGGAAACACUUCGAGGUGAUGGAAAUGUAUUAAUAGCAGUGGACACUGCAGGCAGAGUUUUGGAACUUGCUCAACUUCUUGAUCAGAUCUGGAGAACUAAAGAUGCAGGAUUGGGUGUUUACUCCUUGGCACUCCUAAAUAAUGUCAGUUAUAAUGUGGUGGAGUUUUCUAAGUCCCAGGUAGAAUGGAUGAGUGAUAAAUUGAUGAGAUGUUUUGAAGACAAAAGAAAUAAUCCAUUUCAGUUUCGCCAUCUCUCUUUAUGCCACGGUCUUUCUGACUUGGCUCGUGUGCCUAGCCCCAAAGUUGUACUUGCCAGCCAACCUGACCUGGAAUGUGGAUUUUCAAGGGAUCUCUUUAUUCAGUGGUGUCAGGACCCUAAAAACUCAAUCAUUCUGACUUAUAGAACUACUCCUGGGACUUUAGCACGUUUCCUAAUUGAUAAUCCUUCUGAAAAAAUUACAGAAAUAGAGUUGAGGAAACGUGUGAAGCUUGAAGGGAAAGAACUUGAAGAAUACUUGGAAAAAGAGAAGCUAAAGAAGGAAGCUGCUAAAAAACUUGAACAAUCAAAGGAGGCAGAUAUUGAUUCCAGCGAUGAGAGUGAUGUGGAAGAAGAUAUUGACCAGCCGUCAGCUCAUAAGACAAAGCACGACCUGAUUAUGAAAGGUGAAGGUAGUAGAAAAGGAAGCUUCUUCAAACAGGCAAAGAAAUCUUAUCCCAUGUUUCCUGCCCCAGAAGAAAGGAUUAAAUGGGACGAGUAUGGAGAGAUCAUCAAACCAGAGGAUUUCUUAGUGCCAGAACUUCAAGCUACUGAAGAAGAAAAAAGCAAAUUAGAAUCUGGCUUGACAAAUGGAGAUGAACCCAUGGAUCAAGAUUUAUCUGAUGUUCCUACUAAGUGUAUUUCUACAACAGAGUCUAUUGAAAUAAAAGCCAGGGUUACUUAUAUAGACUAUGAAGGACGCUCUGAUGGGGAUUCCAUUAAGAAAAUCAUUAAUCAGAUGAAACCACGACAGUUGAUCAUUGUCCAUGGCCCACCAGAGGCCAGUCAAGAUCUGGCAGAGUGCUGCCGCGCGUUUGGUGGGAAGGAUAUUAAAGUGUACAUGCCAAAGCUACACGAAACAGUCGAUGCCACCAGUGAAACACACAUCUACCAGGUGAGAUUAAAAGAUUCACUUGUCAGCUCCCUUCAGUUUUGUAAGGCAAAAGAUGCUGAAUUAGCAUGGAUAGAUGGUGUCUUAGACAUGAGAGUUUCCAAAGUAGACACAGGAGUUAUUUUAGAAGAAGGAGAACUAAAGGAUGAUGGUGAAGACUCAGAGAUGCAGGUGGACGCUCCUUCCGAUGCCAGCGUCAUAGCUCAGCAAAAGGCCAUGAAAAGUCUGUUUGGAGAUGAUGAGAAAGAAACGGGUGAAGAAAGUGAGAUCAUCCCCACCUUGGAGCCUUUGCCACCGCAUGAGGUUCCUGGACAUCAGUCAGUUUUUAUGAAUGAACCAAGACUAUCAGACUUCAAGCAAGUUCUUUUACGGGAGGGGAUUCAAGCUGAAUUUGUAGGAGGUGUACUUGUUUGCAACAAUCAAGUAGCAGUUCGUAGAACGGAAACUGGACGCAUCGGAUUAGAAGGCUGCCUUUGUCAAGAUUUUUAUAGGAUAAGAGACCUUUUAUAUGAACAGUAUGCUAUUGUGUAAAAGACAGGAUGUCAAGAAGUAUCUGCUUGACCUUUCUAAGAAAAAGGAUUCUUAUCUUAUUUUAAGCUUUUGCUGUUUUGUUUUGUAACAUAUGAAAGAAAUCUGCCAGAAAAACUGAACAUGUAUUACAGUUUUAAAAUGUGUAAAUAGUUGGCUAAGAGUGUAGCUCAAUGGUAGAGCGUUUACCUAGCAUGCUUAAGACUCUGGGUUCAAUCCCCAGUGCUACAAAAAAAAAAAAAAAAAAAAAGGAGAUAGAGACCAUUUUGCUAAUGCCCAAAUGAGCUCCCUACCUUUGGCUUUCACUGUGUUAGAGGUCCUAACAAGUGUACAGGCCUGAGAAUUGAAGGUAAUUGGUUUCUUUUACAGACCCCUUAUUUUAGAAGGACUUUUUACUUGAAUACAAUACAGCUUAGCAAACCAGUUCAUGGCCUUAGAGAAACAUGGUUUGCAGGCAGUCUUGCAAACUGUUUCUUAUAUUUUCUGGAAUGAAAAGUGAGAGUUAUUUAAAAAAGAUGUGUUACAAAAGAGAAGCAAAAUUGAUAAAACAGUUUUUUGAGCUUAGGGAUUUAAAAAACAAAAACAGCAUGUGUGCUAUGACUCUUGAAUUCUAAUAUGCAAUCUGUUUUUGCAUGGAGCAUAUCUGCUUCAUGCCUAUAUUGCCCAGUGACUCACUUUCGUGUGAUAUAGUACACAUUUUGUUCAGAAAUCAUUUUUUCAUUUCUCCCAUUUCUUGUUUUAUCAAGAUUCUGUUGUUCAGUUUGAAUUAUGAUAGCAUCAUUUAAAUAUAUGUCAUUUAAAGGAACUCCUGGAUGUGUUAUCAUCUUAAGAGUUCUGCAUACAGGUUAGACACAUCUGAGCUAUCACCUAGGUUACUGCUGUAUUUGAAACUGGUUAGUGCUCUAUUUUUUAGAAAACAAAGUUAAACCUCAACAUUUUUAUAAGAUAAUAGUACAAUUUAAUUAAAAGAUGUAAAUGUUUUAAUCUCUUAGGAUUGCUCUGUCCUAAGGUUACCUAAAUUGUGGUUGGAUUUUAUACACAUUACUGCAAAAGUACUAAAAUUGGAUAAGAGAUUCUUUGUUGUCCCGAUAUAGUGUAAACCACAUGUGUUUGAGAGUAAAAGUUGAAUAUAUGCAAUUUUCACUGAACUUAAGCAGUGAAAACCAUGUUGCCCUCCUGUAA